Molecule: messenger RNA, 2925 nt
Organism: Penicillium malachiteum
Lineage: Eukaryota; Fungi; Ascomycota; Eurotiomycetes; Eurotiales; Aspergillaceae
Product: serine/threonine-protein kinase
Exons: 4
Coding region: 1-2925 (974 amino acids)
Biological process (GO): intracellular signal transduction; peptidyl-serine phosphorylation
Molecular function (GO): protein serine/threonine kinase activity; ATP binding
Source: RefSeq, a predicted model, not a curated record
AUGACAAUCUCUUAUAGAAAAAAGAUCAGAAGACGAAAGAGUGUUUUCGGUCUUUGGAUUCCCACCAGGGUCGCAUCGAAUAACAAAUGUGAUCCUAUUUCACCCGAGUCUCCCGUUUCGGACGCAAGUCCUACCUCUGAACCUAUUAUCAACCCCGGGCCGGGCAAAGAUCGGCUUAGAUUGAGAUUGACGCGGAGUGGUUCCAAAAUCCUUCUUUUAUUUGGCCUGAGAAGUUCCUCAAACAGCAAUAAGACAAGUGCAGAAUCUGGGUCAUGCGAAGACCACCAGCGUGCAGAGCAACGUCGAACUACUACAUCUACACCUGCCACGGAAAGAAAUGAUCCUGGCUAUACACCCUCUGCUCAAUACCUCGACGGCGAAUCCCUGAGUGUUUCUCCAGUUAAUCCAGAUCAUGACAGCCCCGAUCAAUCUUCUCCAGCCACUAGAGAUUCAUCGCCCGAAGGGAGAGUGACCGAGUCUGGAGGAGGAAUACAGAGAGAUGGCGACGAUGAUAACAAUGGAUGUGCCGGAUCAAAUGAACAGCAGAACAUUCCAAGUCCCAAAUUGGUCAACCGACUCUCUCAAAGACUUUCCAUGACAUUUGGUAACCCCACGGUGAUUCGUCGAACUCACCUCCGUCCAAGACCUAGCAUUCCUUUCCCCGAGUCGCCAAUUACACCCACACAAUUCAAGCAAGGCGAUGGAGCAAAUGAUAGCUCGGACCCUUCAACAGCGCCCAGUAGCAACAGCUCCCCAAUUGGUCACUCAACUCCCCCAACUCCGGCUACGUCUGCGGAGCCCUCGCCUUCGAUUGAGAGAUAUAAUUCGCAGGUAACAGAUUGGGCCUUUCUAUCAGCGCGAACUUCCGAUAUCACUGUUCCUCAAGAAACCCCAGGGAGCAAAGUACCAAUCAUUUCUCCAUCAAUCGUGACUGUAGAAGCAGUGGCGGUUGCCAAGGUAUACCUGGAGCUUUACUUCAACUCGAUUUUCCAAAACGCCGACCCACGAAAACAGCGGCAGUGUGAGCUGGAACAGCAUAUGUACUCAUUUCAACUUGCACCCGAAGAGCAGCUUACAACAAGAUGCAAUUGGCUAUUACAGGAGAAUGAGUAUUUACGUCAGUGCCGAAACCUCAGGACAAAUAUGCGAUGUAUCCGAAGCGCCAAUACUAUCUUAGCCGCUGGUUAUGAAACAAUCAAAAUUCUCGGAAAGGGUAGCUUUGGAGUGGUGCGGUUGGUACGCGAGAAGAAUCAAGACAAGAGCAAUUUUCCCGAGGGAAUUUCUUCAAUCCAGGAAGACAAUAUGCCUAACGCUCGCGGCAGCCCUCUCGAAAUGUUAAGAUCCGCUGUUGAUGGGACCAAGCACAGCCGCCGAAAAUUCAUGACCGGAGAGAAGAAGGAGGUCUAUGCCAUGAAAGUGAUCAGAAAGUCUGACAUGAUCCGAAACUCGCAAGAAGGUCAUAUCCGUGCUGAAAGAGAUUUUCUUGUCGCAUCUGAAAGAUCUCGCUGGGUGGUUCCAUUGAUAACAAGUUUCCAGGAUGAGAAUCAUUUAUACCUCGUCAUGGACUACAUGGUUGGAGGAGAUUUUCUUGGAUUGCUCAUUCGAAAAGAUAUCCUGAGUGAGGAAUGGACACGAUUUUACAUUGCCGAAAUGAUCUUGUGCAUUGAAGAAGCACAUCGACUAUGUUGGAUUCAUCGCGAUGUCAAGCCUGACAACUUCCUUAUAUCUGCAUCGGGUCACUUGAAAAUUUCCGAUUUUGGUCUGGCUUUCAAUGGUCAUUGGUCGCAUGAUCAGUCUUAUUACAACAACCAUCGCUAUUCUUUGCUGGAUAGACUUGGCAUUACCGUUGUUGGCGAUGCAGAGGACCAGAAGAACUCUGCGGAGGCACAAAAGAACUCCAAGCCUUCGUCGGAGCCACAGGGCUCGGUCGAUUAUUCAAAUUACCAAGUUCCAUCCGAAGAUCUUCUGGGCUGGCGCAACAGCAAAGAGAGGAGAAGAUUUGCGAAAAGUGUUGUUGGAACAAGUCAGUAUAUGGCACCUGAAGUCAUUCGCGGUGAGAUGUAUGAUGGACGUUGCGAUUGGUGGAGUCUAGGUGUCAUUCUUUACGAGUGUCUUUAUGGAUUCACGCCUUUUGCCUGCGAAAAUCGGCAUGAUACAAAAAUCAGAAUUCUGCAACAUACACGAAGCUUGCACUUUCCGCGAGACAAGUCAACGGACAAGUUGAUUUCACAAGAUGCUAUCAAUCUCAUUAGUCAAAUACUUCAAGAGCGCCAGUUCAGACUCUGUUCUCAGAAAUAUCAAGCAAAUGACAUGCUCGCCGGCCGCCCCGUCUCAGCACAAUUUCUUUACUCUAUGGAUCCACGAUACAAGACCAUCAAAAGUUACUUUGUGUAUCCAAAUGACGCUGCUGACAUCAAAGCCCAUCCAUUCUUCAGGGGUAUUCGGUGGAAUGAGCUCCACAGAACAAGGCCGCCGCGGGUGCCUCGAGUAAGGAACUGGGAAGAUACCAGGUACUUCGAUGAGUGGAAGAAGUCUGUUGGCAAUAUUGAGGAAGCAUCUCAUGAAAGUGACUCAGAAGGGAGCGAUGACGACCGCGACGAAAAGCCAGAUCCUGAUGGCGUAGACAACCUUGACUCUAUGGCAAACUCUCCUCAACCUGACCAGCCAGGGCCAGAUCCUAGUCCUGCAGCCAAUGGAAACGCCCAGAAGGCUCAGGAUGCUGAGAAGCGAAAAGAGAAGAAACGGCCUCGCGACAAAAUACUUCGAGAUAAGAAACUUGGUCGAGCGGCCAUGGAGAUACGCAAGAGAGGUGCCUUUUUAGGCUAUACAUACCGUCGACCGAAAGGAGCGGCUGUGGCUCUAAGCAGUGAGCGUGGACGUCAGUCAUUCGUAAGAGGCCAAUUGACAGAGAUGUACGUUGUUUGA